GAAGUGUCGCUGCUGCGGAGCGUGGGGCCGGUGGCCCGGGGCUGAGGAGAUGAGGACGGUGCUGAUGGUAGCGGAGAAGCCGUCCCUGGCUCAUUCUAUUGCCAAGAUCCUAUCGCGGGGUACCUUGAACUCCCGGAAAGGUUUAAAUGGAGUAUGCUCUGUGCACGAGUAUACUGGGACCUUCAUGGGGCAGAAUGUCCGAUUCAAGGUGACAUCAGUCUGUGGUCAUGUGAUGACCUUGGACUUCAUAGGAAAAUAUAACAAUUGGGACAAAGUCGAUCCAGCAGAGCUUUUCAGCAAAGCACCAACAGAAAAGAAGGAAGCCAACCCCAAACUCAAUAUGGUGAAGUUUUUACAGGUAGAAGGGCGAGGCAUUGACUACAUUGUGCUCUGGCUGGAUUGUGACAAAGAAGGAGAAAACAUCUGCUUUGAGGUACUGGAUGCCGUUCAACCCGUUAUGAACAUUCCACGUGGAAAUGAAAGGGUGAUUUAUCGUGCAAAGUUCAGUGCUAUAACGGACAGUGACAUUAGCAAGGCCAUGAACCAGUUGGGAGAGCCUAAUCGGAACGAAGCACUUUCAGUUGAUGCACGUCAAGAGCUUGACCUGAGAGUGGGUUGUGCUUUUACAAGGUUUCAGACCAAAUACUUUCAGGGUAAAUAUGGGAAUUUAGACAGUUCUCUCAUCUCAUUUGGACCCUGCCAGACACCCACUCUUGGUUUCUGUGUAGAGAGACACGACAAGAUCCAAUCUUUCAAGCCUGAGGCUUACUGGGUCCUGCAAGCAAAGGUCAGUAAUUGUGCUGGUGAUUCCAUGGUUCUAGACUGGGACAGAGUCAGAGUUUUUGAUCGAGAAGUGGCACAGAUGUAUCUGAAUAUGACAAAAUCCACAAAAGAAACAAAGGUGCAGUCUGUGAGUAAAAAGGAGAAGGUGAAGCAAAGACCACAGGCACUGAACACUGUGGAGAUGUUACGUGUAGCAAGCUCUGCCUUGGGGAUGGGCCCACAGCAUGCCAUGCAAAUAGCUGAGAAACUCUACACUCAAGGAUACAUCAGCUACCCUCGAACAGAGACCACACAAUAUCCAGAAAACUUCGACCUCAAAGGAACCCUCCGACAGCAAGCAAACAACCCCUACUGGAGUGAUGUGGUGAAGGCAUUACUUGCUGAAGGCAUCAAUCGUCCUCGGAAGGGUCAGGAUGUUGGUGAUCAUCCACCCAUCACCCCAAUGCGUUCAGCCACAGAAGCUGAAUUAGGUAGUGAUGGCUGGAGGCUUUAUGAGUACAUCACCAGGCACUUCAUUGCUACAAUCAGCUAUGACUGCAAAUACCUCCAAACCACAAUCACUUUCAGUAUUGAUGAGGAACAUUUUACUUGUACAGGGAAGACUUUACUAUCAGCUGGUUACACUGCAGUGAUGCCAUGGCAGAGCCUAGCAGAUGAGGAGACCCUUCCAGUCUGUGAGCGAGGUGAUGUGUUUACUGUUGAUGAGGUCAGGUUGUUGGAGAAACAGACAAGUCCACCCGACUACCUGACAGAGUCAGAACUCAUCACUUUAAUGGAAAAACACGGCAUUGGGACAGAUGCCAGCAUCCCUGUCCACAUCAACAACAUCUGUCAACGCAACUAUGUUACCGUGGAGAGUGGCCGCAGAUUGAAACCCACUAACCUUGGGAUUGUUCUUGUUCAUGGAUAUUACAAAAUUGACCAGGAGCUAGUCCUUCCUACCAUCCGCAGUGCAGUCGAGAAGCAGCUUGGUCUCAUUGCUGCAGGCAAGGCUGAUUUCCCCCCAGUACUGGAGCAUGCUCUGAAUAUCUUCAAAAGGAAGUUCCAUUACUUUGUGGACUCCAUAGGAGGUAUGGAUGAAUUAAUGGAGGUGUCAUUUUCUCCCAUUGCUGAGACAGGGAAGCCUCUGUCCCGUUGUGGCAAGUGCCAUCGAUUCAUGAAGUACAUUCAGGCCAAACCAAGCCGGAUGCACUGUUCCCAUUGUGAUGAUACCUACAGCUUACCCCAGAAUGGAACAAUCAAGCUGUAUAAGGAACUCCGCUGUCCUCUAGAUGAGUUUGAACUGGUUCUCUGGUCUUCUGGUUCCAGAGGAAAGAGCUACCCUCUGUGUCCAUAUUGCUACAACCACCCACCAUUCCGUGAUAUGAGGAAAGGAAUGGGUUGUAAUGAAUGCACCCAUCCGACCUGUCAGCAUUCAUUGAGCCUGCUCGGGAUUGUCCAGUGUGUUGAUUGUGAGAGUGGUGUGCUGGUCUUUGACCCCACCUCAGGCCCCAAAUGGAAGAUGGCUUGUAACAAAUGCAAUGUGGUGGUACACUUCUUUGAAAAUGCUCACAGAGUGAAAGUAUCAUCUGAAACCUGUGACGUAUGUGAGGCAGCGAUCGUUGAUGUGGACUUCAACAAAGCAAAAUCCCCACUGCCUGGUGAAGCAACACAGCAUUCAGGGUGCGUCUUCUGCGACCCAGUGUUUCAAAACCUUGUGGAACUUCAGUAUGCCAAAAUGAAGCACCCAAUGCACAGAAGCGGUGGAGGACAGGGUCGAAGACGGGGCCGGGGGAGAGGCAGGGGACGUAGACCUCCAGGCAGGAGCAAUCCGAAGAAACCCAGAGACAAAAUGGCUGCACUAGCUGCUUAUUUUGUGUAGGUGUAAACAAGGGACUUGAAUAACCCAUGGCUUGCAUUUUCAUUGGAUUGUUUAAGGAAUUUGUAGUCUGCUUGUUUUGUUCCAGCUAAAAGGCUGAAAUAGAGCUCGAGACCCAAAGGAGAUGAGGGAGAAGAAAAGGAAACUCAGAAAAACUGUGGAAUCUGCAGGCUGUGUAACUAGGAUUUGGGCACAUUACUCUGUCCAACUAAAAUAGCUCACUUUUAAAAUAAAAUAUGUGGUUCAUAAAGCCUCCAGAUAUAUACAAAUGGUGCUAAUUUUCUGCUUAUUAACUUAGACCUGUUGUUCAUACAAUAUGCCAUUGCCCUUCAGAUGUUUAAUUUUGUGCUUAAAAUGUGUUGAAUAUGUUCUCUAAUUACUGAACUGGAAAAUGUAUGACAAUAUAGCAUUGAGCCAAUCAGUAUUCAGUACUGAUCUCAGCCAGGGUAGGAAUGGCAGUACAAGAGUUUCCUUUUGUAUCCUUAGUUUGGUACAGAUCAGGGGGAACUGAUAGAGCACUUUAUUCUCGGGAGCUCCUUAUGCACAGUGUACAUGCAGGCCUAUAAAAUGAGAACAAGUCCUUCAAAAUGGAAAUCCAAUAUUGACUAUCUCUGCUCAUGAACUAAGAAUUAUCAAUGUAAUGAUUUAAGCCUCGGAUUUUUGUUGAUGAAAUGUGCUAAAGUUGACCAGUUAAAUGAUAAAUCUUUGCAAGGUUCAGGAAAUAACCACUUGGGGAUGAAACAAUAUUAAGCAUGUUGUACCUAUCUAUACUAAUCCUAUUUGCCCACAUCAGGUCCGUAGCCUUCUAUGUCUCGGCUAUUCAAAUGCCUGUUCAGGUGCAUCUUAAAUCUUGUGAUCGUAUCUGCCUCCUCUGACAGCUCACUCGAUAGCAACUAAUUAGGUGAAAUACUAUCCCCGCCAAACCUCUUCAUACUCGCCUUAAACACAUGCCCUCUCGUUUUAGAACCCCCCCACUCCAUGGGUUAAAAGAUUCUACCUAUGCCUCUCAUAAUUUUGUAUACUUCUAUCAGGUCACCCCUCAGCUUCCACUACAAGGAAAACAAACCCAGCCUAUCCAAUAUCUCCUUAUAACUAGAGCCCUCCAAUCCAGGGAACAUCCUGGUGAAUCUCUGCACCCUCUCGAGUGAACCACAUCCUUUACAGUCAUCUUUCAAGACUGCAGAACUCAUAGUUCAGUGAGUUUAAUAGGAGUACAAUGGAGGCUUCUUUUGCAAAGUGCAUUUUCCACCAGUUACAAAAAAUAAAUUUCUCACCAAAAUGAUCCAAUGAACUUUAACAUAUUUAUUGUAGUUUACAUCAUUAGGUUGCUGAGAGUUUCUGGCACUCCCUGGUUUAAUGAGUAUCCAAUCUGCACGUGUUCUCCCAACGAUUGUUUAACACUGUUUGGGUGAUGAUGGGUAGUUUUGAAGUUGCCCUUGAUUUUACCUGUCCUCACGGAGAUACUUAGAUGAGAGAUUGGCCAUUCAGGACUAAUAUGAGAAGAAAUCUCUUCACCCAGAGUAUAGUCGAUCUCUGGAAUUCUCUGCCUAAGGUGGUCACUGGCUAUAUAGGCUGAGUCACUGGCUUAUAUUCAAGACAGGAAGUGACAGAUUUUUCAAAAUCAGGGAAAUCAAGGGGAUAUGGGGUUAGUACAGGAAAGUGGCACUAACUUAAAAGAUGAACCAUGAUCUUUUUGAAUGACAGAGCAGGCUUGAGGGGCGUAAUGAUUACAGCACUUCUAUUUCUUAUGUCCUAUUCAACAGCAUUCUGAUUAAAAACACAAAGUAUUA
Pristis pectinata (smalltooth sawfish) is the source of this 4431-nucleotide messenger RNA. It is a transcript of the gene top3b, whose product is annotated as DNA topoisomerase III beta. The record is from RefSeq and is a predicted model, not a curated record. The transcript is spliced from 17 exons. NCBI's taxonomy places the organism in Eukaryota, Metazoa, Chordata, Chondrichthyes, Rhinopristiformes, Pristidae. Gene Ontology annotation, biological process: DNA topological change. Gene Ontology annotation, molecular function: DNA binding; DNA topoisomerase type I (single strand cut, ATP-independent) activity. The coding region runs from base 50 to 2644 and encodes 864 amino acids. Gene Ontology annotation, cellular component: nucleus.